Molecule: messenger RNA, 369 nt
Organism: Pecten maximus
Lineage: Eukaryota; Metazoa; Mollusca; Bivalvia; Pectinida; Pectinidae
Product: thyroxine 5-deiodinase-like
Exons: 1
Coding region: 1-369 (122 amino acids)
Molecular function (GO): thyroxine 5'-deiodinase activity
Source: RefSeq, a predicted model, not a curated record
AUGGUAAAGCUGAAGAGAUUUAACUCACUAGUCACUCGCUUUACCAAUGUGGCAGACUUUAUCAUUGUGUACAUAGAGGAAGCACAUCCGUCUGACGGAUGGGCCUUCACAAACAAUGUUGAAAUCAGUUCACACCGAUCACUUUCUGACCGAAUGGAUGCCGCCAAACACUUAAAGGUCAUAGGUCAACCGAAGUGUCCUAUUCUUGUUGAUGAUAUGAACAAUGCGGCUAAUUCCCAUUAUGGGGCAUACUAUGAAAGGUUGUAUAUCAUUAAAGAAAAUUUGGUCGUGUAUGAGGGAGAAAGGGGACCUGCAGGUUACAAAAUAGAAGAAGUGGAAAAUUGGUUGGAUAGAUAUGUAGGAAAUUGA